Molecule: messenger RNA, 483 nt
Organism: Hansenula ciferrii
Lineage: Eukaryota; Fungi; Ascomycota; Saccharomycetes; Phaffomycetales; Wickerhamomycetaceae
Product: splicing factor SR family protein
Exons: 1
Coding region: 1-483 (160 amino acids)
Biological process (GO): mRNA splicing, via spliceosome
Cellular component (GO): spliceosomal complex; U2AF complex
Molecular function (GO): pre-mRNA 3'-splice site binding; metal ion binding
Source: RefSeq, a predicted model, not a curated record
AUGACAAAUUUAUAUCAAAACCCAGAUGUUUCAAGAGAUCAUAAUAAUAAUACAAAUAGUAAAACUGAAUCUAAUGAAUUGCCAACCAUACCCAAAGAUCAACAAGAAGUUAUAAAAUUUGAUGAUUUUUAUAAAGAUAUAUUUAUAGAAUCAAGUUUAAUUGGACAAAUUGAUGAAUUAACAGUUUGUGAAAAUCAUAAUGAUCAUUUAAAUGGGAAUGUUUAUGUUAAAUUCAAUUCUGAAGAAGCUGCAACAAAAGCAAGAGACUUAUUUAGUACAAGAUGGUAUAAUUCUAAACCAAUUUAUUGUGAAUUAAGUCCAGUUGUUGAUUUUAGAGGAAGUACAUGUAGACAACAUGAUUCCAAGACAUGUGAUAGAGGUGGAAUGUGUAAUUUUAUGCAUGUUAAAAGACCUUCAAGAGAUUUAUUAAAGACAUUGAAGUUAUCACAAAGAAAAUAUUAUCAAGAAAAAAAAUCCAUAUGA